AUGGACCACUCGGGUCCCCCGGAGGUGAAUGUUGAGCAGAUGCGACACCCGUACAAGGACAAGCGCCAGGCGUUCACGGAGGACCAGCUGGUGGCACGCGAGCCGUUCGGCCAGUUCCGCGACUGGUUCAACCAGGCCUGCGCCACGCCGGCCAUCCUCGAGCCCAACGCCAUGUGUCUGUCCACUGCGACCGCCGACGGCCGGCCCUCGGCGCGCUUCGUCCUGCUCAAGGGCUUCGGCCACGACGGGUUCCGCUUCUUUACCAACUACGAGAGCCGUAAGGCGGCCGAGCUGGACUCCAACCCGCGCGCGGCGCUGACCUUCUACUGGGAGGCGCUGAACCGCAGUGUGCGCGUGGAGGGCUCCGUCAGCCGGCUCCCCGAGGACGUCUCCGAGCAGUACUUCCACUCGCGGCCCAUCUCGAGUCAGAUCGGCGCCGCCCUCUGCCGCCAGAGCGUGGUCAUCCCCGGCCGACAGAUGCUGGAGCAGCGCGAGGAGGAGCUGGCGCGGCGGCACGCCGACGGCAGCCCCGUGCCGCGACCCAACUGGGGCGGCUACAUCGUGCGGCCGCACACCGUCGAGUUCUGGCAGGGACAGUCGAACCGCGUCCACGACCGCAUCCGCUUCCGACGCGUCGACGAGAACGGGGAGAGCGCAGAGAACGGAGAGAGCGAGGAGAAUGGGAGCAGCAGCGAGGACGGGUCCUACGUGCACAAAGGAGAAGACGGCUGGGUAUACGAGCGCCUCGCCCCCUGAGUCUGUCCUUGUUUGAAGAACGACUGCCGCACAGGUAAGGCGAUCUGAAGGAAGUGCGUGAGGCUACUGUAUCUGUCCUGUACGCAAGGAUGUAACUAUGUCUUACAUGAUGUGGAUAUUCCUGGCGCUUUCCGAGUCACUACGGGGCCCUUUGUGGUGUUAGGGAUGGUGCUGGUGCCUGCUCGACUAUGGUGGUGGUGAUUGUUGUGGUGACGGUAAUGGCUGACAGUAUCUGCACACAGGGGAUAUACCUACUUCAUAUGGCUGACAAAUAACUGGCUUCUGCGUAUCUGUCUCCGUGUCAUCGCUAUUUCGGGCGGUUGUAUAUCAGGAACAAGGUGGCGAUCCUAACUUUGAAUAACAGUCAUUGAUUGACUCUGCAUUAAUAGCCAUUUAACCGUGCCAUUUAUGUGUUACCGUAGCUCUUGUGACAAUACAAGUAAGCUCGAUCAGUCGUCACUAACAAAGUAUUACAGUACUUUUUGAAAAUAACCGAGCUGGACUCAACCGCAAAUGGCGUUGAGCACCUAUCAAUAGUGUUUCCAGUAGCUGACACUCGUACAUACGCCAAAUGUUAGCCAGCUUUUCCCGAUAAGGCACGUUGUAUGUCGGCAAGUCCGCAUUCGGUGCCUGAGUGUUGUGGGCUGUUCAAAGGUGUGUCAAAUGUCGAUAGAUUCGUACCUCACAAGUUGUCUCCUCUGGAUAGUGGAUGACUUUAUUGUCAGAUAUAUUUUCGAAUAGUCACUGAAAUAUUCAUACCCAGCGAAACUGCUUGUCAGAUCGUAUAUGUGAAAGCAUAAUAAAAACAUUUAGACUGAA
Messenger RNA from Amphibalanus amphitrite, 1575 nucleotides. RefSeq names its product pyridoxine-5'-phosphate oxidase-like. Gene Ontology annotation, biological process: pyridoxine biosynthetic process; pyridoxal 5'-phosphate biosynthetic process. The record is from RefSeq and is a predicted model, not a curated record. Gene Ontology annotation, molecular function: FMN binding; pyridoxamine phosphate oxidase activity. Lineage: Eukaryota; Metazoa; Arthropoda; Thecostraca; Balanomorpha; Balanidae. The transcript has a single exon. The coding region runs from base 1 to 756 and encodes 251 amino acids.